CAUCUCUACACCAAUACUACUUUCAAACUACUGCCCUCUUCCUCUUUCUCUCACUCUGCUGAUCUGCACAAACUCUCACCUCCGGUUUCCCUAUGGCAGCCGGCUCAACUUCUCCAAUCAGAUAGCUAGUCGCCGGUCAGCCAAAGAAACAAAGGAAGCGAGGAGUUAAAGGGCCAUUUAGGCUUCGUAUUUGAGGAUAUGUCAAGCGGCAAUGAAAUUGAGCUUGUGAGAAUUUUAGAGCUUCAGCUUAGUGGUAGCAAUGAUUCAGAGGAGCAUACUGGUGUAUCUAAGUCAUGUGACGAGGAGAUCAAUCAAGUGGCAGAGGAUGAGCUGACUUCUGAUUCAAACGCAGAUGUGAACCCGCCACUAAUCCAAAGUGGUUCGCUAGAAGGCGCAAAAGGAGCUUCAUCACUUCAUCAAAUACACACUCCUCGAUCAUUUAGGACUUUACGCUUUUCCGCCAACCUCCAUCUGAUGGCGAUUCUCGGAGGGAUGACUAUUGGGUAUGCCCAAGCUGUAACAGUACUUCUUGGCUUGGUUUCUAUCAUCAACUGUCUUGGCAUUGUCUCCCUGAACUGCAAGAGCUACAAUUGGAGACUUCUCAGCAACAGUGGGAAGAGGUUUCAACAUCAAGAGCAGCUUCUUGACUCCCUCAAAGUCUGGAUCCAAACCUCUGAGGAAAUCGGAUAAUCUGUCUCAUGUUUCUGAUUAUAUGCAACCACAACAGCACAAGGGUUUGGGUUUCUUGGCAAGCAAUUGCACUCAACAAUUGGACAAUACUCUGUGUAAUCGUCCCACAAACCCAUAAUCAGAGUGUAGUAUUGAGCAAUUGUCAUGGUUCCUUGCUUGCAUCUAU
Linum tenue is the source of this 856-nucleotide messenger RNA. Lineage: Eukaryota; Viridiplantae; Streptophyta; Magnoliopsida; Malpighiales; Linaceae. The record is from the annotation of a GenBank genome assembly.